AUGGAGAAUGUCCCAGACGGUAAACUCCGCAUCCUCGGUGCUUAUCUGCGGCGGGGAUUCGCGUGCCUCGCUGAACUGGCCGGCCGAUUUGCCGGUCAGUGCCCGGAGGCUCCACGGGAAGACGGGAAAUCCCAAUACUCACCGCAAUACGAAAUCAAGAUGGCGAGCCCUGUUGAAAGAAGUGCGGGACACUUUGCUGGGGUGCCUAUAGCGUACGGUUGGGACUCCGCAGAACACGCGAAAGCGCGAGAACGCGAGAAAUACGACGAAACUACGAAACAUCGUACCAUCUCCAGACUUGACGCCUGCGUUGUUAUUACGAAUGUUGCAAGCGACGCUGAAAUUUCCAUGCGUGCUUGGUACUUCAUGUUUCAACUCGACUCUCAAUCUCACGAUGCCCAGCUACAGCCGCCAACUCUUGUCGUUGAUCAAACCAACGGGUACGUACCCAGGCGCACUUUGGUUUCCGCAAGGGGCAGGCUUGGUUCGGUCCAAUUAAGCGAGCCAUGGGCCCCAGAAUUCCGCCCGGUUGGUGCGCCGCAGCGCCUCCCCCGAGAUCUAUUCGCCGGCCAGGGAAUGGACGGCAUUUUCCACCUCGCCUGUCUUUUCCUGUACGGACACUUGGGUCGUAUCGUUCUGCCACUGCCGACGGAAUAUCCCACGACCCGCCGCCACCUCCACUCUCCAUCCAACCUUAGCAGGUCCUAA
Molecule: messenger RNA, 708 nt
Organism: Sodiomyces alkalinus F11
Lineage: Eukaryota; Fungi; Ascomycota; Sordariomycetes; Glomerellales; Plectosphaerellaceae
Exons: 8
Coding region: 1-708 (235 amino acids)
Source: RefSeq, a predicted model, not a curated record